Molecule: messenger RNA, 1322 nt
Organism: Drosophila serrata
Lineage: Eukaryota; Metazoa; Arthropoda; Insecta; Diptera; Drosophilidae
Biological process (GO): regulation of transcription by RNA polymerase II
Cellular component (GO): PcG protein complex; nucleus; chromatin
Molecular function (GO): DNA-binding transcription factor activity, RNA polymerase II-specific; RNA polymerase II cis-regulatory region sequence-specific DNA binding; zinc ion binding
Source: RefSeq, a predicted model, not a curated record
UUGCGUAGUGAAUGUCAAACUUUCGUGGGUGGUUGUCUUUGUUUACCAUUAGGAAAUUAUUUUUGGAGCACCCAAAAAUGCUUCAAAAUGUGUGCCGGGUUUGCGCAAGCAGCACUGACAACUCGAAUUCCCUCAAGCUGUUCACCAGCAGUUCGCGGAAAGCACUGCAGCAAAUAAAUUUACUCACCGGCGUUCUACUGCAAUGCCAGCCGGAUUUUCCCGACUGGAUGUGCGAGUCCUGCCAAUCGGACCUCGCAAGUGCCAUUGCCUUUCGUGAGCGUUGUCUGAGCAGCCAAAAGAUAUUCGAGGAGUCAUCGUCAUGUGUAAACCGCCGCCGCCGCAGUGCCCGCUCCCAAAAGCGGCGCCAUGAGUACCCCGAUCCCCAGACGCCGGCCAGUCCCCUACAGGUCAUGAUCAAGCUGGAGGGUCUUAGCGAUGGCGACGAGGAGAACGACGGUAAUGAUGAUGGCAUAGAUCAUUUAGACUCCUGCAACGAGGCUGACAUGGAGCAGGCCGUCAAGGAAAUGACUUCCUCGAAUGAAGAAGAAGACGAAGAAUCCUCCUCGCCUGCCAGAGUGAAAAGAGCCCGUCGUCGUGGUCCGCCCAAGAAGAGUAGGACCGAGAAAAGUGAAAAGCGUCCCAAGGUCCCGCUAACGGUCUUUUUCUGUGAUCAAUGUGGCAACAACAUCACCGGCAAGUCCUCCUUCGAUCGGCACUUGCGCAAGCACAGCGGAAUCAGGCCCUUUCAGUGCGAACUCUGUCCCGCCCGUUUCCUUUCGUCCGGUGAGCUGAAAGGUCACCAGGUGAUGCACACAGGGGACCGUAAAUUCCCCUGCCGCUACUGUGACCGCACCUAUGUCAAUUACAGCGGACGGCUACGGCACGAGCGGACCCACACCAACGAUCGACCCUUUGUCUGUGCCACAUGCGGCAAGGCGUUUACAAAUUCCUAUAUUCUCAAAAAUCACAUGCUCAUCCACACCGGCGAGCGCCUCUUCAGAUGCGAGCUGUGUCAGCGUUCCUUUGCGCGUCCGACCCACUUGAAGACCCAUUACCGAUCCAAUGCUCACAAACACAACGUGGAGAAGUCAAAGGUUGAACCGUCCCAGUCGGAACAGGGUGAAUCAGUGCCUCACCGAGGGGAGAUAGAGCCGGAUGCUAUAGCCUUUACAAUAGAAGUGCCUUUGCCCGUGGAACAGGAGCAGCAGGAUGCAACUUUGGAUCUGGCCGCUUUAGCGUCGACCCCGUUGGUGUAUAGUACAAAUUAGAGCCUAGAACCAAUCUCAACCACAAGAAACAAAGCCAAAUAUAAUUUAAAAGUA